This is a messenger RNA of Triticum dicoccoides, 668 nucleotides long. RefSeq names its product wheatwin-2. The coding region runs from base 106 to 546 and encodes 146 amino acids. Gene Ontology annotation, molecular function: RNA nuclease activity. Lineage: Eukaryota; Viridiplantae; Streptophyta; Magnoliopsida; Poales; Poaceae. Gene Ontology annotation, biological process: defense response to bacterium; defense response to fungus. The transcript has a single exon. The record is from RefSeq and is a predicted model, not a curated record.
CGCAAGAGCAGUUCCCACCCCAUCCAGUUUCAUCUAGCAACGCACACACACACAAACUAGCUUAGCAGGGUGUCACUGAUCACUCUGGUCGACGAGAAGACGACGAUGGCGGCACGCGUGAUGCUGGUGGCGGCGCUGCUGUGCGCGGCGGCGGCGGCGGCCGCGGCGCAGCAGGCGAACAACGUGCGCGCGACGUACCACUACUACCGGCCGGCCCAGAACAACUGGGACCUGGGCGCGCCGGCGGUGAGCGCCUACUGCGCGACCUGGGACGCCAGCAAGCCGCUGUCGUGGCGGUCCAAGUACGGGUGGACGGCGUUCUGCGGCCCCGCCGGCGCCCACGGGCAGGCGGCGUGCGGCAAGUGCCUCCGGGUGACGAACCCGGCGACGGGGGCGCAGGUGACGGCGAGGAUCGUGGACCAGUGCGCCAACGGCGGGCUGGACCUGGACUGGGACACCGUCUUCACCAAGAUCGACACCAACGGGGUCGGGUACCAGCAGGGCCACCUCAACGUCAACUACCAGUUCGUCGACUGCCGCGACUAGAUGAAAUGAAAGGCUAAGCAAGCUAUGAUAAGAAUAAAAGGCUAGCUAGUAGCGGGCUAGCUACGAGUGAGCAGCUGAGACUGAUCCAUGCUGUUGAAUAAAAGCUACCACGUGUUGCUGCA